Molecule: messenger RNA, 669 nt
Organism: Brassica oleracea var. oleracea
Lineage: Eukaryota; Viridiplantae; Streptophyta; Magnoliopsida; Brassicales; Brassicaceae
Product: protein MSP1-like
Exons: 6
Coding region: 1-669 (222 amino acids)
Cellular component (GO): mitochondrial outer membrane
Molecular function (GO): ATP hydrolysis activity; ATP binding
Source: RefSeq, a predicted model, not a curated record
AUGGCUUGUUAUGGCGUGGACACUGAUGGCGUGAAUAUAGCAAAGGAUGAGUUUGAAAGAAACUUUGUCUCAGCUUUAGUUGCUCAUGGUGAAAUUGGUGUCAAGUUUGACGACAUUGGUUCUCUCGAACAUGUGAAGAAGACACUGAAUGAACGUGCAAAGGCAUAUUGCUAUUUGGUCCUCCUGGUACUGGUAAGACGUUUCGCCAAAGCCCUUGCUACAGAGGCUGGAGCAAACUUCAUUAGCAUAACUAGCUCAUCGCUUACAUCAAAGUGGUUUGGAGAUGCAGAGAAGCUCACGAAAGAUUUGUUCUCAUUUGCAAGCAAACUAGUGCCGCCCGUGAUUAUUUUUGUCGAAGAGGUUGACAGUUUGUUAGACGCUUGUGGUGGUUCUAGCGAGCAUGAAUCAACUCGGAUGAUGAGAAACGAGUUCAUGACAGCUUGGGAUGGAUUCAGGUCAAAAGAUAGCCAAAGGAUACUCAUCCUCGGUGCCACCAGCAGACCAUUUGAUCUUGAUCGUCUACCAAGAAGGAUAUAUGUCGAUUUACCAGAUGAGGAGAACCGGUUGAAGAUUUUGAAUAUUAUUUUGAAUCAAGAAAAUAUUGAAACAGGUUUUGAGUUUGAGAAACUUGCAAAAGAAACUGAAGGUGUUGGGAAAGUUAGCGGAUAA